AUGGCGUCUAAGCUACCGAACACAGCUCUUAAUUUAAAACAGUUCCUGUUACGACAAGAGGUCCUCAAGUUAUAUCGUAAUAUCUUCAGAACCCUAAGGAAAGUGCCAGAUGAAAAAACACGAUUGGAGCUAAAAGAAUGGGCGCGAGCUGAUUUUAAAAACAAUAAACAUCAUUGUGAUGAAACUACCAUUAAAUCUAUGUUACAUUAUGGAAAGAAAUCUUUGAAAGAUUUACAAAGAUCACUUGCGUUGAGUGAAAGC
Messenger RNA from Brenthis ino (lesser marbled fritillary), 261 nucleotides. Lineage: Eukaryota; Metazoa; Arthropoda; Insecta; Lepidoptera; Nymphalidae. The record is from the annotation of a GenBank genome assembly.